AUGGGGGUUAAAUUAACUAAAAUUCAUAGAGUUUUAAAAUUUAAACAGUCUCCCUGGUUGAAGAUGUACAUAGAUCUAAACACAAAAUUAAGAACUUUAGCAAAAUCAGAUUUCGAAAAAGAUUUUUAUAAAUUAAUGAAUAAUUCAGUCUUCGGUAAGACUAUGGAGAAUAUUGAAAAAAGGGUUAACAUAAAAUUAGUUACGCACUGGGAGAACCAGGGUAAAGCUUUAGGUGCUCAAGAUCUAAUCGCUAAACCACAAUUUCGUAGCCUUUCAAUAUUUUCGGAAAACCUAGUUGCGGUUCAGUUGCGAAAAACGAAGUUAAUAUAUAACAAACCAAUUUAUUUAGGGUUUUGCAUUUUAGAUAUUUCAAAAACAUUAAUGUAUGAUUUUCAUUAUAACUAUAUGAUUAAAAAGUUUAGUAAAAUCAAAUUAUUGUAUACAGAUACGGAUAGUUUAAUAUAUCAUAUAUUUACAAAUGAUUUUUACACUGAUAUAAAACCUGACCUUUCAUCAUACUUUGAUACCUCAGAUUAUGAUACAAAUAAUAUUUUUGAAUAUCCAAAAUUAAAUAAAAAGAAAUUAGGUUUUUUUAAAGAUGAAAAUAAUGGUAAAAUCAUGAAAGAAUUUGUGGGUUUACGAUCCAAAAUGUACGCUUUUAACUUAGAGAAUAAGACUAUAGCCAAGGCAAAAGGGGUAAAUAAAUGUAUCACUAAAAAGAUGACAAUGAAUAGUUAUAAGUCUUCUCUAUUUAAUAAAAAAGUGCAUUAUUAUAGUAUGCUUAGAUUUAAAUCAAUUAAACACACAAUUUUCACACAAAAAUUAAAUAAGAUAGGUUUAUCAUAUAAUGACACAAAGAGACAUAUUUUAGAUAAUAAUAUUGAAACAUUAGCUUGGGGUCAUUAUAAACUGCGUUAA
Molecule: messenger RNA, 918 nt
Organism: Parnassius mnemosyne (clouded apollo)
Lineage: Eukaryota; Metazoa; Arthropoda; Insecta; Lepidoptera; Papilionidae
Source: the annotation of a GenBank genome assembly